This is a messenger RNA of Symbiodinium sp. CCMP2592, 4434 nucleotides long. The record is from the annotation of a GenBank genome assembly. NCBI's taxonomy places the organism in Eukaryota, Dinophyceae, Suessiales, Symbiodiniaceae.
AUGAAUGCACUCGACCUUCUGUACAUGCCGAUCGCGAUUCUCAGCGCCCCGCUGUGGGCUCGCAAGAAACGCGGAGGCUGGUCUGAGCGCGUCGGCAAGAUCGAACCGAUGCUCAGCGAGCGGUGGGGGGCAAGAAGCGAAUCCAAACCAGUUGUGAUGCUCCACGCCGUGUCUGUGGGAGAGGUCAACGCGUUGCGUGCGUUGGUCCCGCUGCUGACUGAUGAUGCGACGGUGGUGAUCUCCGCGACGACGGAUACAGGACUCAAUCGAGCGCAGACACUGUUCUCCCAGACCUGCGAGGUUGUGCGCUAUCCGCUCGAUUGCUCGUGGAUGGUCAAGCGGUUCUUAGACUCGAUCGAUCCUGACGUCGUGGGUUUAGUUGAGCUCGAGGUCUGGCCCAACUUCGUCAAAGCGUGUAUGAAGCGAAAGAUCCCAAUCGGGAUCAUCAACGGCCGUUUGUCCGCGCGAUCGUUCAAGGGAUACCGAAAGAUCAAAGCACUGCUCCGCAAAACCUUCUCACGACUCUCUUUCGUGUGUAUGCAAGACGAUGCGUACGCCAAACGCAUCGAGGCGCUCGGCGCCAAGCAGGUCAAUGUCACUGGAUCGAUGAAAUGGGAUGCAUUGGAUGUGAGUGGGCCGCUCCCGAAUCCGACUGAAGCCGCGAUCGAACUUGCUGAGCAGAUGGGACUGGAUCUUGCAAAGCCCAUCAUAGUCGCGGGAUCGACAGGUCCCGGAGAAGAGGCGAUGCUGGACCGCGCGUGCACGGCUGGAGCUCAGCUUGUGUGCGCUCCGCGCAAACCUGAACGCUUCGAGGAAGCCGCGCUCACGAUGCAAGGCUGCACACGACGAUCAGACGGAGAAUCAAGGGCAAACACCCGAUUCCUGCUCGACACCAUCGGUGAGCUCUCAACGAUGUAUCAACUCGCGGAUCUGGUCGUGAUUGGGCGAUCGUUCUUUGAUCUGCACGGAUCCGAUCCGCUCGAAGCCGCGGCUUUGGGCAAAGCGGUCCUCAUCGGACCUCGAAACUCGGAUUUCACGACCCAGAUAGCCGCGUUGCGGGAAUCGGACGCGAUCGAGGUCGUGGACUCCCAAGACCUUGGGGAUCGGCUCGAUGCGUGGAUGGCUGCUCCUGAGGAUCGGAUGCGGAUGGGGAUCCGAGCGCGUUCAGGGUUCGAGUCCCUGCGCUCCUAUUCCAAGAUUCCUCCGCCUGAAGUGGCGCCAGCAUGGAGCCUUGAAUUCGUGAUCAACGCGAGUCCCUCUGAAACAAUCAGCGCUGAUUCCCAGAGUGUGGUGCAAGUCAUCCACGCGAACUGGGCCGAUGAUCAUCUGCACUUCUGGAUCGAGCAGUGCCCCGAUGGGCAGUGGUGGGAUCGCGAAUCCGAAACAUGCGACAACGACACAAUUCUUCAUCCCAACGCGUCCAUCCCCGAUUGGAUUGAUGGUGAAGCAAGUUCCGUUGUCCUUCGACUCCCAGUCAGCAGCGAUCGUCCAAUGCCUUCUCAAGUGUUCGCGAUGUAUGGGGGAGUCGAGACCGAGGAUCAUCAAGCCGCGGGACUGAGCGAUGUGCGAGUUCCGACCGUCGCGGUCAAGCCGGCUCAUGUGCCGGCAUUGCUCGAAUCGCUGUACGAUCGCCAGGAUGCCAUUGAGGACUUCCAUGUCGGCCCAGGUGUCGAGUACUUCGUCGCCGCAAGUCGUCUCGCGGAGCACCUGAUCGCGGGACACCGAUUUGUUCCCAUGGUCUAUCAAGACGCCGCGGGGAUGCUCUCUGGUCGCUGGCAGCCCUGGUUGUCCGACGAUAUGACGACCAAACGCGUCGCGAAGCUGAUCCGCUCGAUGCCCGCCGCGGCUCGUGCAGUUCCCGAUGGACACGCGCACGACGCGUGGUCGAUCACCGUAGAUUUCCUUUCCCAGAUCACCGACGCUUCGUGCCGACGUGUCAUGGUCAGCGAAGAGAUGACCGACACCAUCGACUCGAUCGAUCCGGGGAUGGAUCAACAAGUCGCGUGGCUCAACGGCUUGCUCGGAAGCGGGAUCGAAGUCCCCGCAUCCACUGGUCAGCGUGCAGAGAUCUCGCGCACAGUUCGCAAAUGGAUCUCCGAGCUCGAAGACCGCGGCGAAUCGAGUACAUGGCGAUUUGGUUUGCGCCUCGCUGAACCCAUCGGCGAGAGCUUGGCGCUCGACAUCGAUCAACCAGACGAGUCCGUCAUGUGGUCGCUCAGCUUCUACCUCCAGUCGCUUGACGAUGAGGAAGUCAUCCUCCGCGGCGCUGAUGUUUGGCUCAUCAAUCGCGAUCGCAUUGUCUACGAGGGACUUACGCUCGAGAAUCCGCAAGAGCUGCUCAUGGGAGAGCUCGGACGUGCGAGUCGAUACUACAAGAAGCUCGAAGAUGCGCUCGACGAGAGCGAACCGAUCCAGCUGCUGAUCGAAACCAAAGAAGCGUACCGCUUCCUGCGCGAGGUCAAACCAGUCCUCGAAGAGCAAGGGUUCGGCGUCGAAUGUCCGAGCUGGUGGGACUCGCAAGCGGGACGAUUGGGCACCAAGCUCAAGAUCGAUUCGGAUCCAUCAGAAAUGGUGCUCGGCGAGGGCGCCGACGCGGACGCCGCUGGAGCACAACUUGGUCUUGGCACACUCGUCGGAUACCACUGGGAGAUCGCGAUCGGGGACACCACCCUCACGCUCCACGAGUUCGAGGAGCUGGCGCAGAAGAACUCGCCGCUGGUCCGCAUCGGUGGUCAGUGGGUCGAGAUCCGUCCAGAGGAUGUCGAGAACGCGAUCAGCUUCAUGCGCGAGAAUCCCGGCGGAGAGAUGGAACUCGGAGAAGCGAUGCAGCUCGCGCUCGCAUCGGAUUCCUCGCAGACCGGACUCCCGGUCACCGGCGUCGAAGCAACGGGCUGGGUCGCGUCCAUGCUCGGAGGAGAGGGAGGCGUCUCGCUCGAGCUCCCAAUGCUCGAUACUCCGGAAAUGUUCAAGGGCACGCUGCGUCCGUACCAAGCACGCGGCUUGAGUUGGAUGGCGUUCAUGGAACGCUUCGGAUUCGGCGCGUGUCUCGCAGACGACAUGGGUCUUGGUAAGACGAUCCAGAUGAUCGCACUCAUCCUCCACGAGCGCGCCAGCAACCCCGAUGGAGUGGACCCAACGCUGCUCAUCGUUCCCAUGUCGGUAAUCGGGAACUGGGUCAAAGAGUUCGAGCGCUUCGCGCCGAGCAUCAAGGUCCAGGUCCACCACGGCGUGGAUCGCAAGCAAGGCGACACCUUUGUCGCAACAGCUCAAGAAGUCGAUGUUGUCAUCACGACCUACGCGCUCGUGCAUCGUGACAACGAGUUCAUCACCAAGGUCAAGUGGGGACGCGUCGUGCUCGACGAGGCGCAGUUUGUCAAGAACCCCGCCGCGAAACAGUCGAUGUCUGUGCGAGCACUCAAGGUCCCUCGCCGCGUCGCGAUGACUGGUACUCCAGUGGAGAACAGACUGUCCGAGCUCUGGUCGAUCAUGGACUUCCUCAAUCCGCAGUACCUCGGACCAUCGGGAACUUUCCGCAAGAAGUUCGCGCUCCCGAUCGAGCGCCAUCGUGAUCAGGUCAAGAUGGACAAGCUUCGCACGAUGGUGCGUCCGUUCAUCCUGCGCCGCGUGAAAACCGAUCCCGCGGUCGUCUCGGAUCUUCCAGAGAAGCUUGAGUCCAAAGAGUGGUGUCCGCUCACGAGCGAGCAAGCGUCGCUCUACGAGGGAUGCGUCAAGCAGAUGCUCACCGAUGUUGAGCACGCCGAGGGCAUCCAUCGCCGAGGACUCGUCCUCGCAGCGCUCAUCAAGCUCAAGCAGAUCUGUAACCAUCCAGCGCAGAUGCUCAAGGACAACGAUCCGCAGCACGGCAAGAUCAUCGAUCCAGGACGAUCCGGCAAGUGUGUGCGAUUGCUGGAGCAGCUCGACGAGAUCCUCGCAGAGGGUGAUCAAGCGCUUGUGUUCACACAGUUCCGUCAGAUGGGACACAUCCUCUCAAACAUGCUCAAGCAUGAGCUUGGAAAGGAAGUCCUCUUCCUCCACGGCGGCACGGCUCAAGGUCAGCGUCAGAAGAUGAUCGAUAAGUUCCAGGAAGCAACCGGGAAGAAUCCGAUCCUGAUCCUCUCGCUCAAAGCGGGUGGUGUGGGUCUGAACCUCACCGCAGCGAACCAUGUCUUCCACUUCGAUCGCUGGUGGAAUCCAGCGGUCGAGAACCAAGCGACCGACCGUGCGUACCGCAUCGGACAGACACGCACAGUCCAAGUUCACAAGUACAUCGUGCGUGGAACGCUGGAAGAACGCAUCGACGAGAUGAUCGAGAGCAAAACCGAACUCGCAGAAAACAUCAUCGGGCACGGCGAGCGCUGGCUCACCGAUCUCGGGACCGACAAACUCCGGAGUCUGCUCGCGCUGCGUGCCGACACGAUCUCCGACGAGAUGUAA